AGUUGGGGGCUGGUGGUCUGCCCGGUCUGGGCCGCCGCCGCCUGCGUGCCAGAGCCGCCCGCUGCCGCCCUUUUGCUGCCUAUUUCCCACUCCCUCCCCUCCGAAGGCACGGAGCUGCUACCUCCGCAUCAUCCCCUCUUUAGGGGAUCUUGGGCUUCGCCCUGCAGCCCCGGCCUGUGUAGAGGGAAGGGAGGAGGGACCGGCGGGCGGGAGGAACCCCUACCCGGUACCUGGUAAAACCCAUCAGUAGGCCUGGAGUCAAAAAUCUGCAGCUAAUACAAAACUCUCUUCUGCUCUUUGGCUCUCCAUGCGAGCCAGGGACAAAUGGAUGCCAUCGCAAGUGCCGGCCUCAAGAGGAAGUUUGACGAUGUGGACGUGGGCUCGCCCAUUUCCAAUUCCGACGAUGAGAUCUCCAACAGCGACAGCGCGGACAGCUGCGACAGCGUCAAUCCUCCAAGCUCCUCAGGCUUCAUUCCAACCUCCAUCUUAAAAAGGCAGAAACAGCUGCGUAGAAAGAACGUGCGCUUCGACCAAGUGACCGUGUACUACUUUGCAAGGCGUCAGGGAUUUACCAGCGUUCCUAGCCAAGGGGGCAGUUCCCUGGGCAUGGCCCAGCGGCAUAACUCUGUCCGCAGGUAUACCCUUGGUGAAUUUGCCCAAGAGCAGGAAGUGAAUCACCGUGAGAUCCUUCGAGAACACCUAAAGGAGGAGAAGCUUCAUGCCAAGAAAAUGAAGCUGACCAAGAAUGGAACUGUGGAGUCCGAAGAGGCUGAUGGCUUGACGCUUGAGGAUGUCUCUGAUGAUGACCUCGAUGUAGAGAACGUGGAGGUGGAUGACUACUUCUUCUUACAGCCGUUGCCCACCAAGCGGCGGCGAGCUCUACUUCGAGCCUCUGGUGUCCAUCGCAUCGAUGCAGAGGAAAAACAAGAACUUCGGGCCAUCCGCCUCUCGCGAGAAGAAUGUGGGUGUGACUGCCGGCUGUACUGUGACCCUGAGGCCUGUGCCUGUAGCCAGGCUGGAAUUAAAUGCCAGGUGGACCGAAUGUCCUUCCCAUGCGGCUGUUCCAGAGAUGGUUGUGGGAACAUGGCUGGGAGAAUUGAAUUCAAUCCCAUCCGGGUGAGGACUCACUACCUGCACACCAUUAUGAAACUAGAGCUAGAGAAUAAACGGCAGGUGAGCCGGGCCCAGGUUCUGGAUGAAGAGACCCCUCAUAGCUCCGGCAGUGACUGGCUGGGAAGCCAGUCCCCAGAGACCCAGGAUUUCCAGGAGUUCAUGGCGGAGAAUGAAACGGCAGUCAUGCAUCUUCAGACAGCUGAGGAGUUGGAGCGGCUGAAGGCCGAGGAAGACUCUAGCAGCGGCUCCAGCAUGGAAAGCUUGGGGGUGUGCAUUUUGGAGGAGCCGCUUUCUGUCUCCGAAGGGAUGUGCCCAAGCCUCGCCACACCAAUCCUCAUUCAAGCUCAGCUGCCACCAGGUUCCUCUGUUCUGUGUUUCACGGACAGUUCUGAGCAAGCCAGCUCAGCUGAGGGCAGCCAACGCUACUUGAACAAUGGGCCUGUUGUGUACUAUCAGGUUGACCAAAGGUCAGUGCUGGGGGUGAAGGGGGAAAAUAGAGCAGAGGAGCCUGAGGGGCCCCCUCGUUACACAGAGGAGAAGGAGCUAAGCAUCUACUCUGUCCCUGUGACUUCACUGGUGUCUUGCGGCAGAGCCACAGCCACCAGCAGUGUAGAAACAGAGAAGGCUGCUGUAUCUUUCGAGCCCCUGUCUUCUGAGAGCUGUCAGCCUGAAGUUCCUCUGCCAAGCCUGCCACUCCACACAGACGUGCCACAAGACAGUUUGCGGCCCCAGAAUGUGGUGCCGCAAUCUCCAGAGAGGGCCUGCGAGCUCCCCUCUUCUGAGGAAUGCUCUUUGGGCCCUUCUCUGGCCGUGUGACAAUUCCCAACCCAUCACCUUGAUGUUUAUUUAUUGACAAAAGGUUUUUAAUCAAAUGGCCAUAGCCAUUGGGAAUUGUUUAAUAUUGGGGUGUGGGAGGGAAAGGAGAAGGGGGCUGCUUCGUGUGGGCUCCACCAUAUAAGGACCUAAAACGAGCACUUAUAGCUGCCUCGAAGUAGGAGGACCUGUCUACUAGUUGGGCGGCCUCCUGGUUCUGAAGAGGUUGGACCCAUAGGCGAUGGAACUUUGUAGGGGAGGCCUUGACUCCAUCCUACAAGGACCAAAUGUGAAUGUGUCUCAUGGAAGCAAUAGAGCAAAGCUGCCUUUUCUAAAGCGCUGGAUGGGUUGGAGGGCAGGCGGAAGAGAACACUUGUUGCUACUUCAUGACAUCAAUCAGUCUCUAGGCGUGGUGGAAAUCUCUCCCUCCAGUUGCUGAUCCCAAGCGAAGCUGCCGCCACCGCUGCCGUCACCCAUCCCUUUCUGUCACUUUCAGUGCUGUGUCUUGGUAACGGUGACCUUACUUGCUUGAACUGCUCUAACCAGUUACACAGCUUAAGCUCUGCAACCUCUUAUUUAUGUGACAUUUACUGCCCUUCGUUCCCUGGAAGAAUCCCAUAUAUUUUUUAAAUUCACUAUGAAUUAACUUUGAUCAUGACUAGCUUACACCUACAGUUUGGCAUGCAACUGUCGUAAAAAAUAAUUUUCAUCCUGGAGCCUCUGCCCUGCCCCUGCCAAUAGCUUCACCCAAACAUGUUCACGGCCCGUUUUGCUGGCUGGCCUUUGCUGGGACUGAUUAUGUUUAAACUAAGUUUUUUUAAAAAUGCUGAAUGUUUACGGACAUGAUGUGACUCAAGUCUUGUCACGGACUCUAUGAUCCUAAGCUGUCACCUCCGACUAGAGUCCCUUUGGGGAUCUAUUUCUGUAAACAAUGAACGCCCUAGGAUCGGGUGGGAUCCAACUUCCUUCUGAAAAGAACUGCCAAUUUGGGUGGGCAGAGAAUUCGACAAAGUACUUAUUAGCCUUUUGCCCCAUAGUUUUCUGAAUCAAUUUUCCCUUCCACUAUCUCAGUCUUUUCCAUUCUAGUUGCACAAGAAUUUGGAGGUGAUAUUGAAAGCUUUCUGUCCCCUUGCUCCUUGCUUAGCAACCUAGCAUUCUGGAUGACUUGAAAGGGCACGGAGUCUGUGUGCAGUAAAACUGCAACCUGCUGGGUACCAAGCAUUUAGGGUCAGUAAAUGUGCAAUAAGGUGGCACCUGCAAUUCCCCUCCUGGUGAAGUGUGUACAUUGUUCCAAUUGGUCUUGGAAUAAAGGGAGAAAGGACGUCCUUAUAAGCUGCCACUCCACCCCUAUGACAACUCUAGGGUAACAAAAGCACUUUUCUCUUCCAGCUUACCAGGCAUCCUUUCCUUCUUCAUCUACCUAAACAACAGAUAAUCAUUGUCUUUCUCUGUCAUCACCUGUUCUGACCCAGCUCAUGUUACAGCCCUGUGGUGUAUGGCCUGGUAGAUCAGCAAGAACUGGUUUCCCAGUAUUUAGGAAUCUUUCUUUUUUCAGACUGCUCAAGACUUACAGUGAGUUGCACGAAAGCUAUAGUCUGGGUAAUUCAGUUACCCAUAACUCCUUAUGCAUAAGAGAGGGUGGGAUUUAAAUAGCCUUUGCAGAGAGAUCUAUCCUCAUCAAAACCUACCUCCCAGCUGAGAAAUAAUACAGGCACCAUCAGAACUUAAAUAGGUGUUUUGUGUUUUUCAGGCAUAUCACCAGAUCUGUGUGAAUGCUGGGCCAUGUAAGUUUCUAGAUGCUGAAUCUGAAAAGAUUUAACAGGUUUGCCCCUUAAUUGAAAAGCUGCUUGGGAGUAGGCAGAACAAAAAAACUCUGGCGGUAGCCAAGUCUAACUUAAUUCUUGGCUGUUAACAAUCAGUGAUGAGCAAUCGGCGCUGCCAGUACAUCCAGAAAAGCCUAUUCUCCUGAAAGUGACUCUCUGUAAGAUAAACACUAGCAAAUGCUGUGUAGGCGGCAGCUGAGAAAAACUGACUAUAACUAUUGACAUGUAACAUCAUUCCAGGCUUCAGAAUAGAUGCAAAGACUCCAAUACUAAAUUCCUGUCUUGAUUUUUACCUUAUUUCACCCAAGCUCUCCUUGUGCAGAUUAGCAUAUAGUAUACAGCCAGGGCUUCUGUACUUUUGCCAGACUACUAACUACUUAAUUGCUUUCACAUCACUACCUUUUUGGGGGGGAUUGUUCAGAAGCAAUGCUAUGAUUAGUGAGCAAAUGUCUCCUUUGUACAUUUUAAAAUGUAACAGGAUGAACGUGCAGCCUUAAAAAUGUCCACUGUCCUCGUCUUUAAAAAGCCACACGUUGUUGCAUGACACACACAAACACUCCUUCCUAUACACUGAUCUCAUUCCUGAGAGGGUGUUUAGGCUUUUAUUCCAUGCUGUUUUACCCCCAGGCUACUGUUGGGUUUGAGGGUCCAUUGGUGUCUUUAGGAAGAAUCUUUCCUAAUUCUCACAUUUGUAGUUUACAAAACAAGUGGUGCUAUAAACUAGAUUUAUUUUCAAGGCAGCUGAUCCCAGAUGCAACUCUCACUGUAGCAAAUGUACUUAGUGCUCCUCACAUCUGAAUCAAACAGAAUAGAAAAAAUUUCCUCCUACAUUGAAUGCAUAGCUUUGUAGGUAUCUAGGUCAAAGAGAAGGCAUCUCUCAUAAAAUUCUCAACUCUUUGAAAGCACCUUGGCUAUUUAUAAUACUGACCUGUAACUGCUUUUUUACACAAUUACAGUAAUAUUAUUAUGGGCAGCUGUGGGUUUGUUUCAGGACAAGAUGCACUUGCCUUUUUCCUAUAUUACUCCUCCAUUGUUUCAGCUAUAGUCUUUAUAGCCCUGAAUUAGGACCAUUGUGUUGUAGAUCUGCUCUAAAGUAGUAGCUAAAACCAGAGAUUUUGCUGCCUUUAACUGCAUGGUGUUAUUCUGGGGAUUGGGCACAAUCAGCCCUAGAAUCAAGAUUUUCAAUGGGGCUUACCUCAAUCCUUGCAGAUCUGGCAGUAUAAGAAUCUCCUCCUGUUGAGUGCUUAAACUGUUGCACCCCUUGGCCACCUGCCAAUUCUCACAGAUGGUUUGGUGGAAUACACUUUCUGAAAAUGGAAGCAGCUUCACACUUAAAAUACCAGGAUUCCAUUUUUAUAAUGCAGAAACAAUUCUCGUGACUGACAUUCCGGAAUGCAAUGAUUAAUGUAACGGCUUGGUAGAAACUAAAGUACUAAAAUACUACAUUCUUACCCAGAGGUGUAGAUAAAAGGGAAAACAGAACCUCAACAUAGCCAUCUGAACUAUUAAAUUUUACACUGGCUUUCUUUUCCACGAGAAUGCUUAGUUAUGACAGGAAAAUACCACCUUAAAUAGCUAUUUGUAGAAAAACAGCUAGGGGGAAAAACACUCCUUCCUGAGCAUUCUGAAAAAAGAAAGGGCGCUGAUCUCAAAUGACAAUUUUAUUCCUAAAUCCUAUAGUAGAGGCUGGGCUUCUUAGAAAGCUUUUGUUUUAAAGAAUGUUCUUUAAUGCAAAAAGGCCUAUUCUCUUGCCUGUCUCCCUUUUGUUAUUAAUAACAAAACUCUCUUUCUUACUUUGAUGUGGUGGUACAUUCGCCUGUUUUCCCUUCUUCCCUUCUUUUGGUGCUACUGAACUGUUUACAGGACAGCCCUUUUACUACCUGGAAGAGACUUCUAUUAACAGAAGCCCUGGUCUGACAUAAUUGGUAUUAGCCCUGUCCUCUUUUGUCACUUGCAACUGAUAACUUCAUAACUCUGCUUUCCUGCAGGAAAUACACAGGUGGCAUUUUCAAUGUGAAUCCAAAGCUUGUCAGGUCCUUUACAUUUUGUUUUGCCUUUAUGUUCUUUUCAUUGUGAUAAUGCUGUAUUUAAAGAGGAUAUUUAAGUGUAAAAGCAAAUAAAUGCGUAAACUUA
This is a messenger RNA of Pantherophis guttatus, 5882 nucleotides long. RefSeq names its product cysteine and serine rich nuclear protein 2 (gene CSRNP2). The record is from RefSeq and is a predicted model, not a curated record. NCBI's taxonomy places the organism in Eukaryota, Metazoa, Chordata, Lepidosauria, Squamata, Colubridae. Gene Ontology annotation, molecular function: DNA-binding transcription factor activity, RNA polymerase II-specific; sequence-specific DNA binding. Gene Ontology annotation, biological process: regulation of transcription by RNA polymerase II. Gene Ontology annotation, cellular component: nucleus.